This is a messenger RNA of Williopsis jadinii, 1175 nucleotides long. Its product is annotated as tetratricopeptide repeat protein. NCBI's taxonomy places the organism in Eukaryota, Fungi, Ascomycota, Saccharomycetes, Phaffomycetales, Wickerhamomycetaceae. The record is from RefSeq and is a predicted model, not a curated record. The coding region runs from base 72 to 1097 and encodes 341 amino acids. The transcript has a single exon. Gene Ontology annotation, molecular function: protein binding.
AACGGGGUCCCCAAAUUCCACCUUGAUGCUUGAGUGAACCAAGCUGUGGAGCCAUAGAACAAAGCACAACGAUGUCUUCAAUUGACGAUAUUGAGAACCUCAUUAGCCAAGGCGAUUACCAACGUGCGCUGAGUGAAUUGGAGCAAGUCAUUAACCAAGGCCAGGCUUCCCCGAAGGCGCUCAUCCUCAGGGCCAAAUGUUUGGUGCAGCUUGGGGAGCACCAACGUGCUAUUCAGGAUCUUCAGAGUGCCAAUGAUAUGAAUCCGAAUGAGGAGGAGUCUCGAGAGAUUGGAUCUAUGGUUGAGAGCCUCUCCAAACAUGUUGUUCAGAAUAUGGAUACCACAUCAUCUCGUGCCUUGGGCGAUUCGCAAGACAGAGACCUCACCUCCACUCUGAUGAAUGGGUUGAUGUCUGGGGGAAUGGGAGGCAUGAAUAGCGGGUCAGGUCACUCGUCGCAGUUGGGUAUGCUGGCGAGCCUCUUCAGCUCCGGCUCAGGCCGUCAGUCUAACCAAGGUGGUUUCUCUCUGGGUAGUGUUGUAUCAAUGCUCUCCGGUGGUUCGCAAGGCGGUCAAGGUGGAUCCUAUGGCGGUCAGGGUGGAUCAUACGGUGGCCAAGGUGGAAGUGGUGGCCUAAGCUCCCUGCUCUCUAUGUUUGGCGGCCAAGGUCAAGGUCACGGCCAAGGUCAAGGCUCUGGAUAUGGUAGUAACGCAGGUAGCUACUAUGGAAACCAAGGUGGUAAUCAAGGUGGGAACUACAAUCCAAACCAAGGUAACAGCUCGGGAUUUGGCCAAGGAGGCAGUGGUGGUGGACUCUCCGGUAUGCUUAACUCAUUUAUGGGAGGUUCCGGCAGUGGAUCUGGUCGUCCAUCAAAUGGCAACUAUGGAUCAAACCAAGGCAGUUAUGGCGGCCAAGGUGGAUACGGAGGCCAAGGUGGAUACGAAGGCCAAGGUGGAUAUGGUGGUCAUCAUGGUGGUCGCCAUGGCGGUCCAGGUGGUCCAGGUGGUCCAGGUGGCCCAGGUGGCCCUCCUCCUCAAGGCUUUGGUGGCCAAGGUGGGGCUCAAGGCUUUGGUGGCGAUGGUUACGGAGGAAGAUAUUGAUCUUCAAGUUGUAAAACAUUUAUAUGUGACUGAAAAAAGAGAGAACAUAUACUCACAGGUUAUUCGAACCAGCAUUGA